This is a messenger RNA of Centropristis striata (black sea bass), 3638 nucleotides long. Its product is annotated as 5-hydroxytryptamine receptor 3A-like. The transcript is spliced from 10 exons. The record is from RefSeq and is a predicted model, not a curated record. Bases 2085 to 3440 code for a protein of 451 amino acids. Gene Ontology annotation, molecular function: neurotransmitter receptor activity; extracellular ligand-gated monoatomic ion channel activity; transmembrane signaling receptor activity. Gene Ontology annotation, biological process: monoatomic ion transmembrane transport; chemical synaptic transmission; signal transduction. Gene Ontology annotation, cellular component: membrane; synapse; neuron projection. Lineage: Eukaryota; Metazoa; Chordata; Actinopteri; Perciformes; Serranidae.
CAUUUUUCAAGCUCUGAUCUGCAGCGUUUUCCCACCGCAGAGCUCAAUUUGUAUUUCUGUCACCAGUAAAAAAUAACUUCCCAGGGCCCACAGAAGAAAUGGAAUUAUGUCUGCUUAGCGUUAUUUGCAUUGACUGAAAAUUGCUUUUUUUAAAUAUAUUUUUGUUUAUAAACAUAUAAUUAUUGAUAUAUGUCCAAUGUUUUCCAGCAACAUAUGUAUCUUCUAUACAAGCAGCUUAAUGGAGCCCCUUCUCGACAUACAUUAUUUUUGUCCUAUUUAUAUUUUCCAAAAAACAGGACUAAGUGAGUGAAUCUUGGAGUUAUAUUCAUCAGGCGACAGAAAAACGUGACAAAUUCCGAUGUUGCUUUCCAGUGUCUUUAACCUGCAUUAUAUCUAAUGGCCAGCAGGGGGCGACUCCACUGGCUGCAAAUAAAGAAGUCUAUGAGAAUUGAGAUUGAAAAUGAUUGUAUUGAAGUCUAUGAGAAAAUGACCCUACUUCUCACUUGAUUUAUCACCUCAUGAAACAUUCUCAUAAAGAGUUUAUGGCCUCAAUUUUUUAGUUCAAAGUCUUCUAAAAGCAUGAUGAUGCUCACUUUAUGAAUAUAGGUCCCCUUUAGAGUAAGAUAGACGGCAAAUGUUUUAGGGCGUGGCUACCUUGUGGUUGACCUAUUGCUCCCAUUGCAGCCUGUCUAUUUCUUUGAACUUUGAUCUUUCCACAGUCUGUUUUAAAAGUUCAUUAUAACAUUUUGGUCGCCUUGGUCAACAUUCAGUUGGACCAACAUUUUUUUUCUCCAGGUAAGUACUUUUUCUUUUUUUCCCUUUUUAAAAAAAAAAAAAAAAAAAAGCAUGUUUAACACUAGCUACAAUUAGCAUCCCAAUUAAUAUCACAGACAUGAACUACAGGUGCAUCUUGUGUCUACAAAUCUACAAAAUUAAAACACUGCUUACAUAGAUGCAUCAAUAAUAAUCUAAUAAUAUAUUUAUACUAUAUAAAACAAUCUGAGUGGGUCCGUUCUGCACAACUAGUACUUUUACUGUUGAUACUUUUAGGUACAUUUUGAUGCUGAUACUUUUGUACUUUAACUUAAUUAAGUUGUGAAUGCAGGACUUUUACUUGUAGUGGAGUCAUUUUAAAAUGUGGUAUUAGUACUCUAACUGAAGGAAGAGAUCUGAUUACUUCUUCCACCACUGCCAAUGAUUUGGUGACGGUAAUCUUGGGUUAUUUAAUUAGGAUUGAGUUAUAAUUUGUAGCUUUUUAACAGCAACAUUCAUAUUUUAAAGUGUUACCAACUGUUGUGUGAGUCUUGAUUUGAGGGGCGGAAGCGUACAGCCACAAGGCCGUAAUUGUAAUUAUAACCAGAUAAGUUUGAAUCAUAAUUAAAUGUCUAAACAUUGACUGGGAUUAGAAUAUGUUUAGGGUUUGGACUGUAGAUUGAGAUUAAAAUGAGUAAGGAUUAAUGAGAAUUAAAAUAAUCAUCAGUUUUAUAAACUCCAUAAAUCCAUUAACAAACAGGAUUCAAACUGCAUCAGUGAAGUCACUUAUUGCCUUAAAAGAUGCAUUUUAUAUUAACGAUAAAUCAGCUUUAAAGGCUCUGCUGCCCGGCAACGAGAUGUCAGCGAGAACAAGUGGCGUCAGCGUUUCUAAUGUCAUUACCACGUCGUUUUGAUGAUCAAGUUCCGCUUUAAUUGAAUUUUUCCUUCUCAGUUGAUGUGGGCUGCUCUUCAUGUGUUACAGUAGACGUCUGUUUUGUAACAGCAGACAGCCACCCGUCCUUUAGUCACCAGUGUGAAAUAAGUUGUAAAUUCACAUUAUGUGUCCCUUCAGAUGGAUGAAUCCGCUCCACCUGCCUUUGCCUUACUUUUAUUAUCUGUUACCUUCAAUCUCACCUACCUCCAGAGUCAAACCGAGGCCUGAUGUAUAGUCCUGCACGCCCUCUCUCCUCUGUCAACCAAUUCCAACGUUAGUCCCUGCUGUCCGCUGUGGGAGGGGUUUCUCAUUUCACACAGGUCAUUCAUUCAGCCCGACCCUUGGCAGCUCAAAUCACAGGAUCACACACAGUCUUCGUCUUCUCACAGCUACAGAUAUGAUGCUUGUUGCUUUUCUCCUCCUCCUCGUCUUCACAGGCGGGUCGUCCUCUAACAAAGUGUGCAGUUAUCAGGAUGUGUUGGACCACCUGAACCUGACCGCAGAUAACAGCGUGUUUAAACUGACCCGGCCCGUUCUGGACCACACACACCCCACCGUGGUGGAGCUGGACAUCAUCCUGUACGCCGUCCUGGCUGUGACUGAGAAGACACAAACUUUUAUUCCUUUCGUCUGGGCAACAGUGAUGUGGAACAAUGAACGCAUCUCCUGGGACCCGGAUCAGUUCUGUGGAAUCACUCACGUUUCAGUUCCUAGAGGACUUCUCUGGAGACCGGACCUCUUUAUCUAUGAGAUGACGCAGAAGGACGACUCCCCUCUGAAUCCGUACAUGUUCGUGUCCCACGAUGGGAAGGUCAUAUCUGAGGAGGACAUGAAGGUUGUCAGCACCUGUAAGAUGGACGUCCACAAGUUCCCCUUUGACACGCAGAGAUGCAACAUCACCAUCGGAUCUGCGAUUCACUGCGUCGAUGAGAUUCGUCUCCUUCCUUUCUCCAACUCGUCUCGAGCCACGCAGUUUUCCCGAGAGGUGAUGAAGACUCAGGGAGAGUGGGAGUUCCUCCAGCUGUCUGUCGACAGCUACAACUUCAGCUUCGACCACAGACAGUGGGAGCAGCUCGUCUACACAUUCACCAUAAGGCGCAGGCCUCUCCUUCACGUCAUCAACUUCCUGCUGCCCAUCCUGUUCUUCCUGAGUCUGGACCUCGCCUCCUUCUUCAUCGCAGACCACCGCGGAGAGAAACUGGGCUUCAAAGUCACCGUGCUGCUGGCCAUCUCCGUCCUGCUGCUCAUCCUCAACGACAUCCUGCCUUCCAUGUCCAACAGGACGCCGCUCAUAGCGACCUACUGCAUCGUGAUCUUCGGCCUGAUGCUGCUCAGCCUGCUGGAGACGAUUCUGGUGACGUAUCUCAUGGAGAAAGACUCCCAGGAGAAGCUCCGGCUGAGGGACAACUUGGAGGACAAACAGGUCAAAAACGAUAACUGUAACACAGAGGAGAGAAGACGAAGCGGCUCUUCGUGCAUCUGCAAAGCGUCGGAGGGCGAGAAGCAGUGUGAACUGCUGCCGAUGGCUGAAGAGGUUAACAACAGCAUUCAGGCACGAGAGUCUCAUGUGUUGCUGCGGAUCCUCGAGGAGCUGAAGGAGCUGCAGAAAACUCUCAAUCUGCACCUCAACUGCAGACAGGAAGUCUGCAAGUUCGGCCGGUGGGCGGCAAGAAUCAACAGAGCUUUCUUCAUUUUCUACGUCACCACUGUGUCUCUGUUUCUAUGCCUCAUCUUCAUCGAGUGGAACUCUUAGAAAUGCAAAGUAACAUUUCGAUUUUCUGUAUUGUACCUCUGUGUCAACAUGUGAUGUCUUAAAGCUGCAUUAACAAUCAAACCGUUAUUGAAAGCUUCAUCCAAUGUGGAAAACUUCACAGCCACUCAUUCACAGUAAAAACUAAAUGUUUGAAAUUAAAAAAAGAGACCUGGAAAAGAGAGUGGAAUCUUUUGACAU